GUGGGGGCCCUGGCAAAGUGGCGAUCUGGAGUCUAGGAAACGGGGCGGACGGGGCGGGAAGGUGGCGGGAGGGGGCCGAGCCGGAGCGGGCGCGAGGGCCAGGCUUGGAGGCCCCCACCCUGGCUUGUCCGCCCCCGCCGCGGCUGAGGAGGAAGAAGAGAAUGACCUCCAGAUACACUAGGAAGGCGGUGCCACAGAACUUGGAGUUGAAAGGAAUAACAAAACAUGCUCUUAAUCAUCAUCCUCUUCCUGAGCAACUGGAUGAAAUUUCCUCUGCCAAUGACAGCCGUGAAAAGGACCUAAGUUCCCAAAGUGAAUCUGACAUCACACAAGAAUCACCUUUUACAUCAGCUGACACUGGAAAUUCAAGGUCUGCUUUUCCAAGUUAUACAAGCACAGGGAUCUCUACUGAAGGCAGCUCGGACUUCUCCUGGGGAUAUGGUGAACUUGAUCAAAAUGCCACUGAAAAAGUCCAGGCAAUGUUCACAGCCAUUGACGACCUCUUGUAUGAGCAAAAGUUGAGUGUACAUACUAAAAGUCUCCAAGAAGAGUGCCAACAGUGGACAUGUAGCUUUCCUCAUCUCAGGAUUCUAGGUCGGCAGAUAAUCACUCCAAGUGAAGGUUAUGGACUGUACCCUAGAUCCCCUUCUGCUGUUUCAGCUUCACGUGAGGCAACACUGUCUCAAGAAAGAGAUUCUACUAUAUUUGGCAUUAGGGGAAAGAAGUUGCAUUUUUCAUCUUCAUAUGGUCCUAAAGCAUCCUCCAUUGCCAAAUCCCCUUGCUUGUGUUCUAUGGACGGAGAAGAAGACUGUAUCAUAUUUUCUGAGGGAAUAAUAGAAGAAUACCUAGCAUUUGACCGCACAGACAUGGAAGAGGAGUUUCAUGGAAAGAAAUCAGAAGCAGCUACAGAGAAACAGAAAUUAGGGUAUCCACCCAUUGCUCCAUUUUACUGCAUGAAAGAGGAUGUCCUUGCUUAUGUGUUUGAUGACGUGUGGAGCAAGGUCCUAAGCUGUAUGGAGCAGCUGACUCGUACUCACUGGGAGGGAUUUGCUUCUGAUGAUGAGAGUAAUGUUGCAAUCACCAGACCAGCUUCACAAAGCCCCUGUGUGCUGAGUGAACUACAACCUUUGGUCUUACCUCGAGUGCCACAGUCUAAGGUGCUGUCUAUCACCUCAAAUCCGAUGAGUCUCUGUCAAGCAGCAAGUGGUCAUCAGCCAAAUGUGAAUGGUCUCUUGAUUCAUGGGAUGCCUCUACAGCCAAGAAAUCUCUCUCUAAUGGACAAGCUCCUAGAUCUUGAUGACAAGCUACUUAUGAGACCUGGGUCCAGUACCAUCUUUUCAACUCGAAAUUGGCCAAAUCAAGCCCUGAAGCUUAGUACAUCAUUUCUGUCAUAUACAGUGCAGUCCGCCAGGAGACGCAACCCCCCACCACGUACCCUUCAUCCCAUCAGCACAAGCCAUUCACGCGCUGGAACACCAAGACUUAUGGAUGAAAUACGCAGAGGAUCCCGAGUCCCUGUGGCGGCUGACUCGCUCUCCUCUCCCUCACCACUGCCGCUGAGUCGAAAUAAUCUGCUGCCACCUAUUGGCACCUCUAAAGCAGAACACUUGAGCAUGGUGGGGCCACAAAGGCAAACGAAAACCCAUAGCGAUUCCAGUCGAGCUCGAAGUGCAGUGGUGGAUGAGCCUAACCAUCAGCAGCCCCAGGAGAGGCUCCUGUUACCUGACUUUUUCUCCAGGCCCAAUACAACUCAGUCAUUUUUGCCAGAUACGCAGUAUCGUCAUGCGUGUGCUGCUGAGUAUCCUCACCAGGCCCGACCUGGUAGGGGAUCUGCAGGGACAGGUGGAGAUAUUACUACAGGUCCUCAGUUACAUGGAUCUACAAAAUCUCAAAACAGAAGUGGACCAAUCUCUAGAACCAGGCAGGGACCAUAGCACGAAUGAGGAGAACUUUCUUCGGGCUGCAGGGAACACAUGGGAAGAUUUCACAAAUCAAUGUUCAGUCAUCUCAUGAUGCAGACCUUGUAUACAAGAGACAACCUGAAACCAUCUUUGUGAAUUAUUUUGGUACAACAGACUGAGAACAGUAUCAGCCAAAGAUUACAUGGGUACUGUUUCUAUCUCCAAUUACUGUCUUCUGUUCAGCAUAAGUUAAUCACUUCACUGGACAGUAGUUUAUAGCCAAAGAUGUAACAAAUGAAUAAUUUCCUCCAAAUCACUGCUUAUGUUGUCUGUUAACAAUGAUCAGUUCAAUUACUACAGCAUGCUAUCAGACUACAUGUACACAAAAUGUAGCAAAUCGUUUGAUAACAUUAUUAUUGGCUUUGGAAUACUUCUGCUUGUGUUAAUUUCUGGAGGGUGUACUCACUUGUCAGUCAUUUUUAGGAGACAGUUCUGUAAAAAAUCACAUCACACAGAUGUGAUACCUAAAGUUUUCUCUUAGAUGUCCAAAUCCAUAGGCAGAUAUAUAUGGCAGGGAUGAAUAACUAAAAACAAAUGUUGAGCAGUGGUAUGAAGUAAUCCAUGUAAUAAAUAAUGAAUUUUUUUUCCCCAGGUAGGACAAUUCAGCCUUACAACAGCUGCCUAACAUCAGGUUAUACUUGUGUUCUUCUCAAAGUACUUUAGUGGUCAUUCCCCAUCCCCAACCCACCCCACCAAAUAUCACACCUGCCUUGCCAGAUUUUCUCCUGCAGGUCUAAGAAAUGCAAUUUAAAAAUUUAUAGAAUCUUUCUGUUAGUGAGCCAGCAAGACACAACUUCUUAAAAUUCCUGAAACCCUGCCAUUCUGUCUAGUAUAAACAUAUGCUAAGAGCAAAGGAAGAGAAUUUUGACCUUCUUCUGAUUUUCACAUGGACCUUUCCCGAGUGCACUCAUGAAUGCAGCAAUGGUUUUAACUUAUUUAAAUUUCGUUGAAUUCUGAUGAUCAUUUUGGUUUUAGAUCUUCUAU
Budorcas taxicolor (takin) is the source of this 2945-nucleotide messenger RNA. It is a transcript of the gene FAM149B1, whose product is annotated as family with sequence similarity 149 member B1. The transcript has 14 exons. Gene Ontology annotation, biological process: cilium assembly; protein localization to cilium. Lineage: Eukaryota; Metazoa; Chordata; Mammalia; Artiodactyla; Bovidae. The record is from RefSeq and is a predicted model, not a curated record. Bases 162 to 1934 code for a protein of 590 amino acids.